GUUGUGCAAUUGACGCCCUACGGCCCGGAUCGCACGCAUGCGGCAAAAAGCAAGCUAUGCCAAGACAAUGCUUCACCAGAAUGUCACGAACUGGGCCUUUCUCCGGGUUUUCAUGUAUAAUACAAUAACUUGCAAUUGGCGAUAAAGCGGCUGGAAACAGCUAAUCAUGAUGACGGUAAUAGGCCCAACAGGGGCUGCAAGCCUUCCUCCCGGACUCCUUCUUCGACUGGAGCGGCGAUGUGCUUGCGGAGCAGUUAUUUGUCGCAACAGCAAACGCUGCACUGCAACCGGUGUUCAAGACCGGCGGUUGACCGCAUGCAAGCAUGGCUUCGGCGCCAUGCUUGCACGCAGGUCUUCUCCUGCUUCGCCAGCAUCUCUCCCAAAACAUCUGGCUUCGUCGUCUAGCGGCACUGAAUGGCGUGGAAGGACGCCAACGUCAAGUCGGCAAUUACCUGGUGCCAUGAAUCCUCCAUCCUUGCCGGCUAAACAGCAAAGGGCCCAGCAACAGGAACAGGAGCGGCAACAGCUGCAACGGAGGAAUCAGAAGCAGGAGCCGGGUAUGCAAAACACGUGGCGAACACCAGAGCGGCGAAUGCAAAACACACGGCAAUCACCGGAGCCGCGGAUGCAUAAAACAGGACAAUCGCAGUUGCUUCAAACUCCGCCAGCUUCCAAGCACCAGCAGGAGCAGCAGCGGCAAGAUCAACACCAAGACCAACGCUUGGCGCGUUCGCAGCCUCCCGCUGCACCCACUCAGGACUCCUUUCUGCCGCCCCAACCCCAACCGAAACAGCCGCCUCCGCAACCACUUCAUCCCCAACCGCAACCGCAGCCUCACUCGCCUCACCAACCUCACCAACCUCCGCACCAGUCAGACACUCUGCAACCGCAGUUCCCCGAGUCCCAACCUCAACAACCCUACCAGCCACGCAAACCCAUCCGCAGCCGGUGGCUUCCGCCGUACUUAGAGCACCCCUACGGCGGUACGACAGCAACCUCCUCGGCUCCUGCCGGCUCCUCCUGGAGAUCUUUGAGAGCAGGGGUGGGGCUUGGCGGCGUUGGCGCCGCCACUAAGUACGGCAGUAGCAGUGUCGCUGCGGGGAAGAGCAGCGAAGAGGAGGAGGAUGGGGACAGCUGUGGCGGGGGAGGAGAAGAUGAGGACGGGGGCGAUGAGUUAGAGGCCGGACUGGACUCCCUGCUUUGGACCUCCUGCGAUGGAGCCCUGGGCGAGCUCGAACGCAUAUUCUUGGAGGGCCGAGCAGCAGCAACAACGGCGGCAGCAGCAACAACAGCUGUGGCAGCGACAGCAGCAAUACGUGAAGAAGCACCCGAAGACUGUAAGCUGGAGAACCCUGGAUCUGCAUUCGCCGGCAGCGGCGUAGGUAGCGACUGGGUUGCAGCUGCAGUUGCAAUGGGGCCCGGGAGCGGAGGAGCUGCGGCGCCGGGGGAGGUCUGGUCGCCGCAGCCGCAGCAGAAACAGCAGCAGCAGCAGGGGGCGCUGGGGAGUGCGGAAACGGGAGCUAAGGGCGCUAGGAAGGGUGCAACGGCGGUGGGCGCAGCUGGUGGUAAUGACGACCACCUGCGGGAUGACUUGGAGGCCCUGCGCCGCCACGGCGGAUACUUCCCCGCCAACAAGGCCCAGCUGCUCGCCCCCCUCCUCCGCCGCCGCCGGGCUCUGCACCCCGUCCUUCCCGCCCUGCUGCUGGGCAUGGGCGCAGCCUACACCAACCCCACAGCGAUACAGGCAGCAGCCAGUAUAGGGCGCAUGGCGGGGAC
Molecule: messenger RNA, 1776 nt
Organism: Astrephomene gubernaculifera
Lineage: Eukaryota; Viridiplantae; Chlorophyta; Chlorophyceae; Chlamydomonadales; Astrephomenaceae
Source: the annotation of a GenBank genome assembly